Elgaria multicarinata webbii is the source of this 15556-nucleotide messenger RNA. RefSeq names its product dynein heavy chain domain 1 (gene DNHD1). The transcript is spliced from 43 exons. The record is from RefSeq and is a predicted model, not a curated record. NCBI's taxonomy places the organism in Eukaryota, Metazoa, Chordata, Lepidosauria, Squamata, Anguidae. Gene Ontology annotation, cellular component: sperm flagellum; inner dynein arm. Gene Ontology annotation, molecular function: dynein intermediate chain binding; ATP binding; minus-end-directed microtubule motor activity. Bases 1 to 15522 code for a protein of 5173 amino acids. Gene Ontology annotation, biological process: flagellated sperm motility.
AUGAACCCCCGAACCCCGCAGUUCCGGGGAGGCCUGGGCCCGUAUCUGGAAGGGGCUGAGGGGGGGGGGGGGCUUUCGGCCUUGCCGAAGAGCAGGAGUAGCAGGUCCCGAGGGCGACGGAGGGAGGCCUUUGCGCCGCAGGGGUCUGGCGCGCGCAGCUGCCUGCGCCGCCGCUGUGCCCGGGCGGCCUCCCCGCCCCCCCCCGCGGCUAAGACUUGCGCCUUUCAGAUCCCGCCUCGGGACGCAGAAGCCGCCGCGGAGUGUUUUCUGCUGCUGUCUCCGCGGGCUGCUUCGAGCAAAGCCUUCAGCACCCCGCGGGGCCCGGCGCGUGGGCGCACUUGGUGGGGCCGAUGGCCGCGCGGGACGCCUCCGUCGAAGCGGCCCUCCCGCCGCGCCGGACUACAAUUCCCAUCAGCCGGCCCCAGCGCCGAGGGGAGGGCUUCCGCCCGUCUCUCUGCUUCUCCCAGGGCCGGGCUCGCCCCGCCCACCGCUUACUCUCCGUCACUUCCGCCAGCGGCAAAACGGGCUGGGAAGGAGCCGCGUAGCGGAUUGUCAGCCUGGGCGAGUCUAGGACCUGCGAGGGCCAUAGAGUCGCCUCGCGCAGGGGCCGUUGGGCCGCCCCCUAGCAACGCCUCGCGUGCCCCCAGCAACGGCGGACGCGGCGCGGCUCCCGUUGCUGCCUGCCUUGGGCCGUCCCUGCCUGCCUGUGCCUCCCUACCUGCCUCCGCCAUGGACUCCCCACGCCUGGCCCCCAUUGCCGCCCCCGGCGGCCCAGCCGCCGCCACCCCACCCUCCCCCCCGCCGGUCCUGCGCGGGAGGGAGGGAGGGAGAGCGGGCGGGCGGGCGAGCGAGCCUGGGGCAAGUGACCCCCAGCAGCCCCCUUGGCUCGGCCGCCGGGUCCGAGAGGUCUCGGGGCUCCCUGGCCGAGUGGUUAAGAGCCCCCCCGGAAAAAACGCCCCCAGGGCUGCCGAAAUGAACGCCCCGCCUGGCGGCCGCCUGGCCGUUCCUUGCAAAGGCGCCCCCUCCCGCCCCCCCGUGGACAAAGGCAAGGCCGCGGGGCUGCCCCUGGCAUGUCUGGCUGGCCUGGGGAGGGGGCGCGAUUGCCAGGGCUGCGGGGCUCUUGCCGCGAGCGCCGCCGUGCCCGGGGGCGCGGAGCAGCCCGUGACACUCCUCGGUGCGCGGCGGCCCUCUGCUCAUGCCCGUGGCGACUCUUGCCCGGGUCUAGAGGGAGGCGGGGGCUGUUCCGAGGCGGUGCUGUUGCAGGCGGCCCCGCCCUGUCUUCCCUCCGCAGGCGCCGCCGCUCCCAGACGCCCCCCGGAGGAGGAGGACCCCCACCCUUGGGCCCGCGCCCUCCGCCAGCGCCUCGCUGCCCAGCUGCGAGAGGUCGGGCACGCCGAAGCCGGGCACGUGGCGGCCCUCGCGGCGGAGCUGGCCGCCGUCUUCCAGGCGGUGCUGCGGCAGAGCAGCCGACGCGCCUGGCUGCGCCUGAUGGAGGCGCUGCGCUUGAUCGGCCCCUUCCAGCAGCUGUUGUCCGGACGGGCCGAGCUGGCGCCCUACCUGGAGGGCCUCUAUUACCAGUUCCGCAGCAGCCAGGCCUUGGUCUCUGACUUGGAUGUUCUGGGGGCCGUUUGGCGGUCCUUCCCCGAAGACUGCUCCGUGCUGUGGGCCGCUCCUAGGACCUCCUGCCCCCGCGAUCCUGCUGAUCCAGCCAAGCUACUGCCCUCCAGCCGUGAGCCAGUGUUCGCAGGCCUGCCCUGCCCUUUUGCUACUGACUGGGAGGCGGCUGGGAUCUCCGGUAUGCUGAAGCCGGCACCCGUGUCCCUCCAAGAGCUGCAGAGAUGUGUGGGACCCGUAGGCAGCGAGUUGGCUCGAGAGGAGACCCCCUGGGCCAACAGCUUGGGUCUCAUGCCACUGACUCUAGCUGCAGACGUGCCAACGGAGUACCCCUGUGCAGAGCCAAGCAUCACUGCUGGACCUUCCUUGGAGUCAGACAAAGAAACCCUCAGGACAACUCCAGCGCCCAAGAAGACAGCACCAGCAGUAGCAAAAGACAAGGAACCACCCAUGACGGGUCUCCAGGCUGCUGAGGUCUUUGCAAAGAACCGGCACUUGGGGGAAAUCAGUUUCCUGUACCUCAAUGUGGCCCACAGCCGGCACUUCAGGCCGUAUGACCUGGUGGCUGUUCCCAAGCAUCUGAUCAACCCCCAGCACUACGUCUUUUCACCCUAUGGGGUGCUUCAAGUACACCCCAAGGAGGGGUCCGAGGCUCUUUCCCUGGGUGACUGGCAUCGCGAAGCCGUGCUGUGGCAGCUGAUGCAAUAUAUCCCCUUCUUCCGACUUUUCUUGGUCCGCAAAGCCUUUGUCCGCUGGUGCUUCAAUGUCAAACACUUGCAACGCUUGAAAGGGCGGCAGACGCUGCGCCUGCAACUGCUCCAGGCCGUGCCUCACUUUGGAGCCGCUCUUCUCCACAUUUCCAGGCUCCUGCAGGAGCUGCGAUCCAUCCACUGGCUGCCAACCGACGACUCCAAGUGUUACAGCUUCCCUGAGCUAAAACGGGCCCUGGACAAGGAGAGCAGCCAUGCCCAAGGGCUGCUCAGCAGGUUCCUCGCCCUCUGCACUUCUAUCAUGGAGCUGGUGCGGGAUGACACAUACAAGAUGGUGCAUGGGCUGCAAAUGCAAGUGCAAAGCUACAAGCUGUAUCUCACCAACGAAUCCCUGUACCACCAGCGGAUGCAAUACGAGGGGCUGCAGCGCCAAUUGCAGGAGGCCGAAUCCUGGCUGCAGAGGCUGGGCUUCCUGGCCCUUCUGGUGAACUUCCUCAUCUGCCAGACCCUGGUCUCUGCUAUGCAGGAGGAUGUCACAGCCUUUGUCCAUCGCACCAUGAAGGCUGAUGGCACCAGCCGGAAAGCGGUCCUCGGGGUGCACCUGGUGUUUGGUCCUGACAGCCAGCUUAUGCUCUUCCCCUCCCAGAAGGAGCUGGAGGACUGCUUAUUAGGGGCUGUGACUACAGUGGUGGAGUCCGUCCUGCAGACAACCCGGAUCAGAAGUAGAAGUGAGAGGCUAGAGAACCAGGAGUGCCUACAGAGUGUGACGCCUGAGCAACGUACAGCCCAAACCAGGGCUCUUGAUGUGGCAGGGGCUGCCGACAGCCCUGGCCAGGGCUCCUCAGAGCAGCUCCAGUGGUUGCCCACGACAGUGCUGUGCAAGGAGGAGCCCCAGCUGGUACACCGGCUCAACCUGAAGGCCUUUGGUGGCCUGGAAGUGGUUGGCCACCGGCUGAGGGGCGAGUACCCCUUGCUGUCACGUGAGCAGCUGGCCAAGGACCUGCAGUCCGACAGCAUCAUCCAGAAGGCCAUGGCCCUGCAGCAGUCCCUCCUCACGGCUGCGCUGAUGGAGACCCAGCUUCUGUGCCGAGAAUACGCCUGGCUGGGUCAGAUCUACGACUUUGUGCACAGCUGGAGCGCCAGCCAGCUGAAGAGCAUGAAGGGCUGGCCGGCCGAGGAGUACGUGAACCAAAUCCUCAAGCUGCGCACGUGGGUGAACCAGGUCGAGAACGUGCCAAGUGUUGUCAUCACAUACAACCGCCUCCUCUUUGUGGACUGCAGUGGCAUCCAUCAGGACAUUUUGCCCUUGUUGGACGCCAUCCAUGAGGACAUCCUGUCUCUGUUGCUGAGCGAGACCACGCAGCGCAGUGAGUCGUUGAUUGCCGAGCUGGCCGGCAUCUUGCAGCUAUAUAUGAAUGUUGGCACGGACAUCUUCACCAUUGCCAAGUGCUCCCAGAAGCUGGAGCAGUACCAGGGCCAGAUGGCGGAGCUGCAGGAGUACGUGGACUACGUGCGGGCCCUCAACGAGGUGAUCCAGCAGUGCUUCCGCCCUCUUAGCCCCAGUGAGGAGUGCCUGGAGAACACGCUCCUGGACACCUGGGACGCCUUUGUGUACCAGCAGCGGGAGGUCUCUGACUUCAUUGUCUCCCGACGCCUCAGCAUCAUUGCUGAGCUCAGCAGCUCUCUUCAGAAAGCCAUCCGGGAGCUGCAGGAGCUGCUGGCCACGGUCACGGUGGGGUACUUCCAGGACCCCGCCCAGAACCCCCGGGCCAUGGAGAAUGAGCUGCACGAGCUCUUCAACCGCUUCCAGGCCACGGUGGCGCGGGUGACCGACCUCUGCCGCUCCCAGCGGAUCCUCACAGGGGAGUGUAUGGAUGUCUCCUUCGUCACUGGGAAGCAGGGGGUCAUCGAGCUUCACGCGCGCAUCUGGCAGCUCUUCCGCAUCGUCUCCGAGCAGGUCACCGAGUGGAAGUGCCUGGCUUUCGUCAAGUUCAGCACCACUCUGGCCAUGGAGAAGACGGAGGAGUGGCAAAAGGAAGUGAUCGCCAUCGAGCACUGCCUGUCCAGCAGCCACCCCGUCCUGCAGGCCUGCUUGAGGGCCAUCGCCAACUUCCAGAAGUACCUCCCCUUGCUCCUGAACCUCGGCAGCCCUUUGGUCAAGCUCAGCUGCUGGAAGGAGAUCUUUGCUGUGAUGGGUGUCAAGUGCCCCUUCAACAUGCAGUUCACACUGGGCCAGCUGCUGUCCUACCCACUGCUGGAGCACAGUGACGCCAUCCUUCGGGUCUGCGCCUGUGAGAAGAGCCGCCAGUGCGCCAGGGACACUGUGCACCGCCUGCAGAGGGCCUGGGCCGAGAAGCAGUUCCGCCUGGUCAAUUUCAUUCUCAACGUGCCGUACCAGGAGCCGCAGACGGAGCGCUUCCGCCGCCCAGCAAGCGGUCGGCAGCGGCCGGCCAAGCUGGAGUACAUCUCCAAGGACAGCGGCACCUACGUGUUGUCAGACACGGCAGAACUGAAGGCCAGCGUGGAACACAGCAUCGUAACCCUCCAGAACAUGAUCCUGUCCCCCUUCUCCUCAGACAUCCAGGAGGAGGCUAAGAGCUGGGUGUCCACCCUGCGUGCCUUUGAAUCCCUUCUGGAUGCCUGGGUCAAUUUCCAGCAGAAAUGGGUUUUCCUGAACAUCGUUCUCUACGAGAUGAACAUUAGUCUUCCCAGCGCUGAGCUGGAUUCCCGGUUCCAGCGGGUGGACGCCCACUUCCGUGAGUUCAUGCACGUGACCUGCAAUGACCCCCUGGUGCUGUCCAGCGUGAGGCUGGUGCCGGGCUCCAGCCGCGAGAGCCGCUUCAUCGGGGGCACCUUACAAGCUGCCUUCGUGGAUGGCUCCGGAGACCUGCAGGUCAUCGUCCGGGCCCUGGACUACGUGCUGGAGGCCACGCGCAUGAGCUUCCCCCGCCUUUUCUUCCUCAGCAACGAGGAGCUGGUGGCCUUGCUGGCCACAGCCUCCGAGCCCGCUGAUGCCUCGGCGUGGUCGCAGCGCUGCUUCCCCGGGGUGCGCCAGCUGCAGCUGCUGAUGCCCUCUGCUGUUCAGAACCGGGGCAUGUUCUCCGCUGAGAUCCCUGUGGUCCAGGUGACCGGCCUGGUGGGUGCCCACGGGGAGGCCGUGAGGCUGUGCAGCGUGGUCUCCCUCAGCCGAAAGGCCACGCAGUGGCUCUGCAUGCUGGAGCAGCGCAUGAAGGAGUCCGUCUUCAACCUGACGCAGGACUGCGUGGCCCGCCGGCUGGCCCUGCGGCCACAGCUGGACCUCGCCUUUGAGCGGCAGCCCGGCCCCACGGAGCUGCCGCUUCACCUGGUGGCCGAGUGCUGGGCGAUGCUGGGCAACAGCUUCCCCAACCAGUGUGUGCUGCUGGCGGAGGAGGCGCUGUGGCGCGUGGCCGUGGAUGAGGCCCUGGUGGAGCCUGGCUGCUGGCCGGGGCUGGAGCUCAAGGUGAGCCUCAAGCUGGGAGCCCUGGCCCACUACGUCCGCAACUACCGCAGCGUCCGCGCCUGGGACCCGGACAGCGAUUCGCUGGGCAUGCUGCUGGGGGCCCUGAUCGUCCUCACGGUCCAGCAGCGGGACACCCUCUCCCAGCUGGCGGAGGGCAAGGUGAGCUCCCCACGGGCCUUUGCGUGGGCCCGGCGUCUCAAGUACCGCGUGGCCCUGAGCCCGGAGAAAGGCCAGGCGGUGGGGCUCCCUCCGAGCAGCCCCUGGGUGGGCAGCACCCCCGGCUGCUGGGCGGACGUCCUCGACUGCCGCCUCCCCUAUGACUACGAGUACCUGGGGCCCAGCCUGCGCCUGCUGGGCAGCCCGUUGCUGGACCGCACCUACCUGGGGAUGCUGCUGGCCCUGGACGAGUUCCGCUGCAGCGGGCUGCUGGGCUGCCCAGACGUGGGCAAGUCCCACACCGUGCAGGGCCUGGCCCAGGCGCUGGGCCGCCAGCUGGUCACCCUGCACUGCACCGCGCAGAUGUCCAUCAGCUGCCUCUCCCGCCACCUCUGCGGGGCCGUGCACGCGGGCGCCCUGCUGCUGCUGGAGUCGGCCGAGCGGCUGGAGCCCGCGGUGCUCUCCGCCUUCAGCCAGCGCCUCCUGGACCUGCAGAGCAUGUGCCUGAGCCUGCACCAGAGCAGGGAGGCGGCCGCAGGCCUCUCCUCCGCCACCGCCUCCCCUGCCAGCCAGGACUCGGAGGGCUCGGCGAGCUCCGAGGAGGGCGAGGGGCCGCCUGCAAUCCCGUUGCCGGAGCUGGGCACAGACGAAGCCGAGCCGUACCAGCCGCGGGUCCUGGGCAACAUCCUCUUUGGGGGCCGGCUGCUGCGCGUGCGGGAGACCUAUGGCUGCGUGGCCACCCUGGAGCGCCUCCCCGAGCCCCUGUGCCUGGCCCUCCGCCCGUUGGCCGUGCUGCCCCCUGACCUCACCCGGCUCGCCGAGGUCACCCUGUUAGCAGCGGGCUUCCGGGAGGCGGCACGCCUGGCGGAGAAGCUGUGCGCCUUCUUGCGCCUCGAGGGGGAGCUGAGCCCCGGCCCCCGCCGUAGCCGCCCGACCCUCGUCCGGGAGGUGAUCAGGCUGGCCGUCCGCAUCCUGUUUAGCCCCCCAGCCAGGCGAGACACCCUGACGGCCAAGGCCAAGCCCUCCACCCGGACCACCUUCCUCUUGGGCUUGGAGGAAGAGCCGGCCAUGGUCAAGGCUCUCUCCGCCUCCCCUUUGCUCAGCGGCCCUGACUGCCCCCAGCUCCACAACGUGCGCGAGCUGCUGCGCGAGGUCUUCCCCAGCGCCUGCUCUCAGCCCUAUGAGCCUCAGGCGCCCCCGCGUCUCCAGGGGGCCCUGGUGACCCAGCUGCACGAGGACAAGCUCCAGGUGGACCCCGAGCUCCUCCGCCUCGCUGGCCAGCUUUCCCAGGCCCUGCUGGGCCCCCCCAGCAUCCUCCUCCUGGGGCCCUCUGGCAGCGGCAAGACCACUGCCUGGCAAACCCUGGCCAAGGCCCAGAGCAGGCUGGCAGCCAGCGAUGCGGUGCCCGGGGCGCACGGUCCUGGCGCCCCCCAGCCUACUCUCUUCCGCCCGGUCAGCACCGUCUGCCUGUGGCCCAACGGGCUGACCGUGGCUGAGUUUGUGGGCAGCCUGGAGGGCAGCCAAUGGCAGGACGGGGUCCUCUCCCGGCUCCUGCAGAGGGCGGCCAUGUCCACCUUAGCCGACGGGUCGAGUCAGGGGAGCAGGCAGCAGUGGCUGGUGCUGGACGGAGCCACGAGUGCCGAGUGGCUGGAACCGAUCUCCUCGCUCUUCAGCACCAGACCCUCCCUCAGCUUGCCCAACGGACAGAGGCUGCAGACCCCUGAGAACGUCAGGUUCCUCUUUGAAAUGCCGGAUGCUUCUGGGAUGCCCCCGUCCGUCUGCGCCCACUGUGCCCUGCUGUACUGCGGAGGCUCACAGCUCUGGCGGGUGCUGCUCUCCUCGGCGCUUGCCCACGUGUACCGCAAGUACAGCGUGACCCAGGAGAGCCUGGCCAUGUUGCACGAGCUGGCCGAGGAGCUCUUCCCGCCCACGCUGGCCUUCCUGCAGCAGCACUGCUGCUCCGUGCUGCUCCCCCACUCCCACCCGCAGAGCCCCAUGGCCCAGGGCGUGCAGGAGGUGACGGCCUUCACCAGGAUAUUCCAGGCCCUGCUGGAGCAAUACCUGCGCCGCGACAGGAUCAAGCACACGCCUGCUGCACCGGAGCAGACAGCAGAAGCCAAGGCCGCCUUAUUUGCCGCCCACUCCUCCAUCGCCCCCCACAGCCUGGAUGACUCGGUCCCUGCCCAUCACCACUUGCUUGCCCAGAGCAUCUUUGUCUUUGCCUACAUCUGGGGCUUUGGGAGCCAUCUCCAUCCCAGACACUGGCCUCCCUUUGACCGCUUUGUCCACCGGGCCCUGCACAACAGCCGGUUCUCCAUCCGGCUGCCUUCUGCGGCUUCUGCUUUUGACCUUCGCCCCCUGGCCGAGAACGGCACUCUGGAGCCUUUUGAUGGGCGGUACCUGUCCAGCCGGGUCAAGGGCAUCCCCGUGAGUUUCUCGGUCCUGCCACAGUACGAGCGCGUGCUUUUCGUGACGGACCUCCUGCUGGGCUCCGGUCAGCCCCUGCUCCUAGUGGGGGAGCCGGGCUGUGGGAAGUCCUCCUUUGCCGAGAUGCUGGUGCAGCCCAACCACUUCUACCAUCGGGUGUGUCUCACGCCCGCCCUCAGGGCCACGCAUCUGCGCCGCCUGUUGCACAAGAAGUCUCUCGGCACCGUGCGGGACAAGGGCCUCUUCCCCAUGGGCAAGGUUGCCCGGGGCACAGUCAGCAAAGGCCGCUGCCUCUUCUUGGUGGAGGACCUGCACUUGGCCUUGGUUGAUCCAGUCCGGGGUUCGAGCCCUGUGAUCGAGUCUCUCCGCCAGGCUCUGAGCCACCACCAGUUCUAUCACGCCGAGACCCUGGAGCUGCAGCACUGGCCCGCCGCGGGCUUCAACUGCUUUGGCACCCUCUCCGUGCCGCUGGCUGGCGCGCCGCCCCUCUGCCCCCGCUUCAGCAGGCUGCUCAGCAUCGUGGUGCUGCCCGUGGUGACCAGGGAGUCUCUGGUCAGCAUGCACAUCGGCAGCGUCUUAGCCUGGCUCGAGAAGUUCCCCCUGCUGACCCGGCACUGCGACUUGGCCUCUGCGCUCGUCCGGGCCACGGUCGACACCUACGAGGCCGCGAGGAGCCGGUUCCAGCCCUCUCCGGCCUGCUGCCUCUUCCGCUUCUCUCUGCACGACAUCCAGAAGGUGAUCAAGGGCCUGUUCGUGCUGCGGCCCCGGCCGGGCAUCCACCUCAGCAGCCCUCUGGAGGACCACAGCUCCAGGGCCUCCACCCGGCGCGCCUCCGGCCAGAGCAAGAUGGCCACGGGGACGGGCUACACCAUGGUGCUCAGCACCCGGCUGACCAUCCGCCUCUGGAUGCACGAGUGCCUGCGCGUCUUCGGCGACCCGCUGCGGGGCGAGCACCAGCGCGACCUCUGUGGGCAGAUGGUGCUGGAGAUCGCGACGGCCACCUUCUGCGCUAGGCGCCCCUUCCUGCGGGUGGUGGCCUCCCUGGGCGGGCAGACCUCCCACCUGCCCAGCAGGGGCCACAUCGCCUUCCGCCUGCCCAGCACCUCCAGCUUCUGUCUGGCUCCGGGCCUGGAGGACGAGGAGGUGGAGGAGGCGGAGCCCCGGGAAGAGGACCUGCUGGCCAUGCACGCUGAGCCUGACCUCCCAGACUGCUGCGAGGUGGACCGCCUGGACCCCUGGGAUCCGGUGGAGCAGGCCCCGGCCCUGUCCCUGAGCCCCCUGGAUCCCAGCCCUUACGACGACCCCUCCCUGGGGGAGCUGGAGAACGAGCCCCCUGCUGAGGCAGAACUGGAGGAGGUGGGAGUGGGCAAGAAGCGGAGCGGGGCCUUCCCGGAGGUGAACCCUGAGGCGCUGCGGGGGACGCACGCCCCCCGCGCCAGCCCCCACUCGCCUGCCUUCGUGAGGUUCAAGCGCCGCGCCUCCUCCAAGAAGGAGAGCGCUGGCCCGCUGCUGCCCUCCCACCUCCUGCUGCUGCCCAGUGAGGCGCCCAGAGACCUCGUCUUCAGCAAGGACCUGGGCCCGGACGCCUACGGCCCCAGCGCCUACAACCCCUACCAGGAGAAGCAGUGGAAGGCCUUGGAGGGCCAGCUGACUCGCUGGCUGCCCCCCGACUUCUUGCCCUGCUCAGAGGGCCUGAGGCACGUGGUGCGCCUGAGCCGCCUACUCUGUGGCCCGGACAGGCACGGGGCGCUCGUCUCCUUUGUCCGAUGCACAGGCCGUCAGGCCUUGGUGGCCUUGGCAGCCCGGGCCACUGCCUCCCUGCUCAUCGAGUUGCCCGCAACAGCCGACGAGGCCGAAGCCACGGCCCUGCUGCGCUUGGCCAGCUGGCAGGCCGGCAUUACGGGCAAGCGAGUGCUGCUGCUGGUGCACUCUGGCGUGAGCCUGGCCAGCUUGCACCUGGUGCUGGCGCUGAUGGCGGAGGGCACGUGCCCUGGCCUGUACAGCCCCGAGGAGUCGGUGUCCGUCAUCCAGGCCCUGCUGCAGGAGAACCAGAGCAUCAAGCGCACCAUGCGAGACGAUCUCAUUCUGCAGAGGUUCUUCCAGUUCGUGCGUUCCAACUUGCACGUGUUGCUUCUGCUGGGGGGGCCUUGCUCCCGGGCGCUGCCCCCCCUCCUCGCCACUGCCCUGGCCCAGAUGCUCUGCAGCCUGGAGAUCUACCAGCCCUGGAGCUACACGUGCCUGCUGAAGGUGGCCUUGAGGCACCUGAAGCACUACGGCAAGCGUUCCGCCCAGCUCACUCGAGAGCCAACAUCACUGCAUGCGAACAAGGACUUGCUGCGUCGCAUUGCCAAGGCUGCGGCCCUGAUCCACACCUCUGUCACUAACUACGCCACUUUCCUUGCGGCCCACCUGCCUCUCGUCAGCCCAAAGAGUCUUCUGGAUUUCCUUGACACCUUCGUAGUGGUGUUGAAUGUUCUGCAGGAGCAGAAUAACAAGCAAACUGAGCGGAUGAAGCUGGCGCUGCACAACAUGGGGGAAGUGAGCAAGAAGCAGCAAGAGCACACACGGGACGUGCAUUUCCUGCAGCAGAAGCUGGUCAGGAUUAAAGAGCAAGUGGCACACAACCAACGUGAGGUGGAGCGGGAACAGGAGGUACUGAAACAGCAGGAGGCAGAAUGCCAGCAGUACGAGGCCCACAUUGAUGCCCUCACCAAGGAGAGGGAUGAGUUGGAGAAGGGGAAAGAGCUGGCCAUGAAGAAGGUCAGCAAAGACUACCAGGCCGCGCUGGCAGUGCUGCGUGUGCAGGACAUUGAGGAGCUGCGCAGCUACCGCCAGCCCCCAAGCCCUGUGGUCCAGGUGACGGACAUCCUCUGCAUGAUGUUCCACCAGGAGCCCGGCUGGGAGAAUGCAAAGCUGCUCCUCGGCGGGGAGGACUUCUACCAGGAGCUGGUCUUCUACCCCAAAGACAACCUGCCCACCGAGCUCUUCAGGGCGCUGGGCCUGGCAGUGCAUGACAAGGCCUUCUCUGCGGCCACCAUAAGGAACGCCAGCCAAGCCGCUGCAGCCGUCUACCAGUGGAUCCUGGCUGUCUACUGGUACCAUUGGGCUCUGCGCGACUGGCAGCCAGCCAUCCUGCAGAUGCAGCAGUGUGAUGACCAGAUCAACUCAGAAAAGAUUAACCUGGGCGACCGGCGCCUACACGCCGAGUACCUGAGAAAUGCCACCCAGACCCGGAUCCGGGAGCUGACACUGAAGCAGGAGCGCCGGGAGAAGCUGCUGCAGCAGCUCACACAGUCCUUGCAGGCCAAAGAGGAAGCUACCACGGUGGAGAGCUCUGUGGCAGAACACAUGGUGAACUGGACCACGCUCACCAAGGGCCUGGAAUAUCGUCACAGCACCAUGCAUGGGGACGCCCUGCUCUGCGCAGGCGUCCUCUCGUACCUGGGCCCCUUCCCCCCGCCCCGGCGAGAGGAGCUCCUGGAGAAAUGGCAGGCGCUGUGUGCCGGGUUCCGGGUCUUUCUGGGCCCAGAUGACAUCGGCCGGAUCCUGCAGAAGGACUUGCCCUGUCCAGGCUCGGCCUCCUUCGGCCCCCCGCUGCUGGCUGUGCAGAAGCCCUUUGUCCUGAGCUCCUUGCUCAGCUCGACGCAAGAGCAGCGCCUCUGGGAUCGGGUCCACAAGCCGAAGGAUCCCGAGAGCCGACUGGUUGCCAUGAUCCUACACUCCAAGACCCACACGGGGGCCCACCGGUGGCCUCUCUUGGUGGACCCCGACCGGCAGGCCCUCGUCUGGCUGCUCAUGGCCCCAGCUGUAGAAAACGAGGAAUCCCAGGCCUACGUCCUCUCCGACCUUGUGCCGGACACGGUGGAGCAAGGGGGCUUUGACGAGAUUCCAGAAGACAAGCUCGAAAUCCUGUCCCUGACAGCCCCUGACCUGGACCAGAGCCUCCGGAAUGCGGCCAGCCAGGGCUCCCCCGUGCUGCUGACGGACUUUGAGAAGAACGUCCCCUGGUGCCUGGCCCUCCAGCAGCUGAUGCAGAAGGAGUCCUUUCGGGGAACUGAGGACACCGUUCUCCUCCCCCAGUCUGAGGAGAAAAAGGAGGAGGAGGAAGACAUCGAGGGCGAGGAGGGAAAUGAGAAGGUGCUGGUGCCCCCCUCCUUCCAGCUGUACCUGUGCACGGAACUACCGCUUGAGGCCUUGGCGGCAGAGAUCGACCACGUGCCUCUGAAGAGCCUGAAUGUGAUUGAUCUCAGCCUCAGCCAGGGGGCGCUGGAGGAUCUGCUGCUGGUGGAGGUGGUGCGUGCCGAACGCCGGGAGGGCUUGACGAACCUGCAGGCCUUGCACCUGGGGGUCCUGCAGCUGGAGGGCAAACUGGAGGCCACCGAGGAGGAGUUGGUGGCCCUCAUCUCCCAGCCGCAGCGGUCCCUCUUGGAGGAGGAGAACUUCUUGCCGAUGAUGCAGCUCCUGCAGACCCAGAUCCAAGCCCUGCGCGCCACCCACCGGCACAUGGUCUCCCAGUAUCAGGACCAGGCGGCGCUGUGUGACAAGUACCGGCAGGUGGCCCGCCUGGGCGUGGGGCUGCACCAAGGGCUGCAGCAGGUGUGCCGCCUCCACCCGCUCUACCGCUUCCCGACCGCCCUGUGCAUCCACCGCGUGCGGCAGGCCUUGCUCUCCGCCAAGCACCAGGAGUCCAGCAAACAGGAGUCGCUGGAGACCCGCCUCCUGGAGCUCAACAAAGCGGUGCUCCAGCAGCUGCUCACCCAGGCGCUGCCCUGCCUGCGGGAGGCGGACCGCCCCCUCUACACCUUCCUUGGGGCCCUGGCCACGCUGCGGGCGGCGGGGGACGUCAGUCCUCUGGAGUGGCUGGCCUUCUGCCAGGGCCUACGGGAGCCAGCGGCCAUGGCACUGCUGCGGCCGGAAGCCAGCGUGCCGCGGCCCGGCUGGGUGCGCGAGGAGGCCUGGCAGGAGUGCGCCUUGCUGGAGGCCCUGCCCGGCUUCCAGGGGCUGCUGGCCUCGCUGGCCUCGAAGGCGGCGCAGUGGCAGGAGUACUUCCGCUUGCCCUCCACCGUGGUCGGGCUGGCCUUGUGCCCCAGCCACACCCACCUCCGCCCUUUCCAGCGCGCCAUCCUGUGGCGGAUUUUGUGCCCCGGCGCCACGAGCAGCGUGAUGGCAGACCUCACGGCCUGCUUGCUGGGCUGGUCCCUCACCGAGGAGAUGACCGCCAUCCACCCCAGUGCCUACAGCCGUGCCAACAAGCCCGUCAUCUUCCUCACUCCCGCCGCCGAGUCGCCGGGCUCCGUUACUACGCACCCGCUUCUCUGGAUCCAGCAGAUGGCUGCCCAGCGGGGACGGGCGGGGAGAGUCGUGGUCAUCUCCUUCGGCACCCCAGAUGCGUCCCGGCGGGUGUGGAGGGCCCUGCCCCUCUGCACCAAGAAAGGCAAGUGGCUGGUGCUGAACAAUUGCCACCUGCAGGAGAGCUGGGACCCGGACGUGCUCACGCUUCUGGAGGCGGUGCUCAGCACGCAGGCAGGCGAGACCGAAGGGGGAGCCCUCGAGAUCCACCCCAAGUUCCGCCUCUGGCUCAUCACAGCCGCUGAUGCCCCGGACUCUGUGCCAGGGCUCGUGCACCGCAAUGCCACCACCCUCUUCUGCGAGAUGCCCAUGGAGCUGAAAAACAUCCUCGCGUACACCCACCGGCAGCUGCAAGGGCAGGCGCAGAACCUGGACACAGAGACGCAGCUGCCCCUGCUAGUCCUCUACGGAGUCAUGCUGUACAGGCAGGCCUACGCCCAGUGGAGCCAAGCCGCGGCCUACCUGUGGAGCCAUGGCGAAGUGCUGGCCGGACUCCGGGCCCAGGAGAAGCUGAGCCGGCUGACGGACAGCCCCAAGGAGGCCCUGCAGGAAUUGGCAGGGACGAUCCUCUACGGGGGCCACGUCCUGGACGAGGGAGACGCUCAGGCCGUGCAGAGCCUGUGCCAGCAAUGCCUGAGCCCGGCUUUCCGCCUGCAGCCCGGCAUUGGCCUCCAGAGCCUCCUGGCCCUCGUCGUCGGCUGCCCCAGCCCUGGGCUCUCGGAAGAGGAGGCAGCAGCUGCCACCCAGGCCCGGAUCGAGCAGCUGCCAAGCCCCAUGGAGCCGGCCUGGGUGGGCCUGUGCAGUGGGCUGCAGCGGGAAAUGCUGGCCUGCCGCAGCCGGGUGCUGUUCUCGGCCCUGCGGGCCUCCCAGGGCCUCUGGCAGCUUCAGGACCCCCCCGGCAGCCAGCAGCAGGAGGCCUUGGAGCAGCUGCUGCAGGAGGGGCUGCUGGUGGUGCAGGAGCUGCAGGAGCAGCUGGUGCAGUGCGGCUGGCAGGCGGGAGCCAGGAGCCUCCCGCCCCAGGGGCAGCCCCGGCUCAAGCCCCGGCCCCUGCAGCGCUUCCUCCUGGAGGAGGGGGGCAGCUUCCUGGCCCUGCUGAAGCAGGUGGGCAGGGACCUGUGCUGCGCCCAGGAGCGCCUGCAGGGGGCCUCCUGCCCCUCCCGCCGCUGCCUCGCCACCCUCCAGGACCUGCAGGGGGGCCGGCUGCCGCGCCCCUGGCUGGCCUACGCCCCCACCGGCCCCCAGAGCCCGCAGGCCUGGCUGGAGACCCUGCAGCGGCGGGGCCAGCUCUUGUGCUGCUACCUGAGCUCCAUCGGGGGGCCGCCGGUGGCCCAUUACCAGUUGGCCGCCUUCCACCGCCCGCGCCGCCUCUUCCUGGCCUUGCUGCAAGAGAAGGCCCGCGUCGAGAAGCAGGAGCUGGACCGCUACCAGCUGGAGCAGCAGGUGCUGCCCAGCGUGCUGCCCCCCAGCGGUGCGCCCGAGCAGGGCAUCUACCUGCAUGGCCUGGAGGUGCACAACGCCAUGUGGAACACGCGCCACGGCCACCUUCAGGAGACCCUCUCGGCCCAGCCCUGCAGGCUGCCCACCAUCUGGAUGCAGGCCAGCCGCCAGCCUUGGAAACCGGCCUCUGCCCUGGCCGUCUACCGGUGCCCGCUGUACCUGGGGGCGCCCGGCGAGCCAGUGUCCCUCAGCAGCAGCCGGGUCCUCCUGCACCUGGCCCUGCCCUCUAAGAUGUCCCCCGACCUGUGCGCCCAACGGCGAGUUCACGUCGUCAGCCUUUUGCAGUGAAAGAGAGCCAGAGGGGAAACCGAGGCCGCGCCGG